GCUGCAGUGACAGCUGGGAGCGCGCAGUAUGUGAGAUGGAUAAAGAUAUCCCGUGCUAGGAUGCUGCCGGUGUUCCUAAUAAUCUAAGGUACCUACAGUGUUAGUUGGGCGUGGGCGUGCCGUCGUGUCCUGUUUCUGGCGCCAGCCAACAAUGACGCAUCUUUUCCACAUGCGCGUGUGUCAGGAGAAUUAAAUAAUCAAUACAGUACUAACGAAAUACUACAAUUGUACUACAACUACUCUUCGAGAAAUCGGCACGAUUGCAAUAGUUAUUAUCUAUAUUUACCUUCACAGCUACAAUCGCAUGCUGUUUCCUCCGAACAGCCCCCGCGCAACCGCCCAAGAGCCCUCAAGGGCUUCCUAAGAACAAUCUUGUCCCCAUUACCACUGCCGCAUUGCACAGCUAUAGCCAAUGUUGCUGCGGCAGUCAGGACGUGGUACCAUACGAGCAGCCUCUCCGUGCCUUGAAGCGCAGUUCAGGGCCAGGUCUGCCCUUUUUCGGCAUCGCUAUGGACGAGACUUCCACUCCUCAAGACCGAACCGGAUCAUAGCAGAAGCGCUACAACUUUCGCAUAGCGUGUUCCAGGAAAUUCAUACCGUGACCGGACUGCCCUGGGCCCUGUCGAUACCUUUGACCGCGUCACUUUUUCGACUUGCAUGGAUCCCCGUGCAGAUAAUAUCAACUAUAAGCCUGAAACGCAGGCAGAUCGAGGGCCCUCUUCUCAAAGGAUGGCGGAAGGCCUACCAAGAUAUCGCAGUUGUCAAGUUUAGAGACCAGACGCAGCAGAGUGCAGAAGCAGCAGAACGAUGGGUGAGCAAACAACUGCAAGCCCGGCGAAAGGCCAUCCGACAGCACAGUAACUAUCUGAGCCCACUGUCGGUAUUCGGUCUACAACUAUCGUUCUUCCCCAUCUGGAUCCUCAAUGCCGACGUCAUCAGGCGGAUGGCAGGCGACGAUAGAACACUUUUGUCUCUAUUCCUCAAAACCAACGAUAGCAAAGUGGACACGAGUAUCGUCCCACCGGAACCGGGCCUGCAGGCUGAAAGUCUCUGGUGGAUUCCCGACCUGGUCUCUCCGGAUCAUCUCUGGAUUCUGCCGCUGACUUUCGGGGCCCUGUCAGUAGCCAGUGCAUGGAUGGCGGCAGGGAGAGGGAUGGCGAAACAGCAGGAGAGGAUAGCAACUAUGGAACCUGGUCUGGCGAGACAGAGAGAUAUAUUUUUCCUAUCUGUCUCUCAGUUCAUUGUCUCCGCAUCUUUCCUCUUCCCAAUGUUCGUCAUCCGAUCUGAAACGCCCACUGCUGUUGUCCUGUAUCUCAUCGGCAGCGUAGGGACGCAGCUGAUUCAACGACCGCUGGUUAGUUACUUGUUAGGUGAUCCGAAAAAGUCUGCAAUUGAGCCGCUUGAGCGCAAAGCCCCCAAACUGAAGGGCACAAAGGAGUCACGGCUGAACUCAUAGGGAGGGCUCACCACCGUAAGCCCACAAAACGUCUAUGGAGCAGUGAUAGCCACAACCUUAUAUGCCUACGCUGUCAGCCGGCGGACUGACGCACUCAGCCUAGCAUGGGGCGAAGUUGAACACUGCAAUCCGAGGCUCUCCUCAGAAGGCGGAACUCAUGAUCGUGUCCGCUAGAGGGGCACGGGACCUGAAAAUGAACCCCCCAAUCCUUCAUUCUGUGCUUCUGCCAGAAUCCCAUGUGACGACCGAGGCCGCAAUCGUUGCCUUACUCAGAAUAGUCGGAUAAUGGAGAGGAAGCACCAGCUCCUAGAGCGAUUUGGUCGAGGUGCCGUCAUCAUAUCGGUGCGCGCACGCCGAUUCAGUAUGCAAAUAUCUCAUGGGUCUGCACAACCACCCGAAUGCAAUAUGCUGCAACCGGCGGCCGAUUGCUCUCCUUUGCCACUGUAGGCUGGAAGAAUCACCCUCUUGGAUGUCCGCGAUUGUCCAGGCAACUUGGAAUAGUCAGAAGGGAAAAAACUGUAGCCAUCUGUUGGGCCGAAUAGCAACUGAACACAAUGCCUCAAGGACAAUAAGUUUUCAAUAGCAUUGGGUGCGUAGUACUCGACCAUGUAGAUCGUUUGAAGAAGGUUCAUAUACGUUGCCUUUCCACUCUCAA
This is a messenger RNA of Exophiala dermatitidis NIH/UT8656, 2111 nucleotides long. RefSeq lists its product as uncharacterized. Gene Ontology annotation, biological process: mitochondrial respiratory chain complex IV assembly; protein insertion into mitochondrial inner membrane from matrix. Gene Ontology annotation, molecular function: membrane insertase activity. The coding region runs from base 413 to 1456 and encodes 347 amino acids. Gene Ontology annotation, cellular component: mitochondrial inner membrane. Lineage: Eukaryota; Fungi; Ascomycota; Eurotiomycetes; Chaetothyriales; Herpotrichiellaceae. The transcript has a single exon. The record is from RefSeq and is a predicted model, not a curated record.